UAAAAAGAAACGUAAACCAAUAAAAGCAAAAAAUUAUAUAACAAAUCAAAAAGAAAAAAAUACCCCAACUGUUUAAUAAUUAAAAAAUAGAAAGAAAAACCAAAAAUAAAACUUAUAUGUUCCUACAUAUAUUUUAUGCCCAUUUCUUAAUGAAAUGCAAAGAAGAGAAAACGAAAUCGCAAAAAAAAAAAAGAAAUUUACAAGUUUAAUCAUUUUCUGUUCAAUUUGCCUGAAACCGAAUUUAUUUGCCCCAUUCGUUCAACUAUCAUAAAUUUUGCUUAGCACAACAAAAAUUACCUCAUCUUUGUGACUGGGUCCAUGAGCUUGUCCGCGACCGAGCUAGCGAGCGAACGAACGCGUGUGUCUGUGUCUGUGUGAUAUUGCGUUUUUUGUUUUUGUUCUUAAUUUGCCUCUAUGAAAAACAACAUAUGCUGAUAUUGUUUAAUUUUUUUAUGCUUAAAUGUUUUUUUCUUCGGCCAUUUUUGUUUAAUUUCAAGUUUUUUUUUGGCAUAUAAUUUCGUGAAUUUUGUGCGUGUUUUAUUAUAGAAACCAAAAAAAAAACAUAAAGAAACAACGACGUGUAUUGCCAUCGGAAACAUAAAAAUAUUUAUAAUUUUUUUAUCCGUCAACCAGACAUCGAUAAACAUACACUACUAAGGAUUGCUGCUUUUUUCAACGAACGACAGAUGCUUUAAGCAUUUAGAAUUUAUAAAUAUAAUUUCUUCUUCUUUUCUGGAUUAAAACAUACAUAUUUUAAGGAAUUUUUUAUAACGAAUUGUGAGUGCCUUUUAUUACUGUAAGGAGAAAUAGAAUAACGUCUGCCUUAGCAUUUUUCAUCACCACCACUACCACCACCACACCUCCACCACCACCACUACCGCCAAUACCACAACCACUAAAAUCAGCAGCCACAAUCAUCUACAACGAAUCCCUAUCAAAGGAAAACAGAGAACAAAGCAUAAAAAAUCUGCAGCGGAAAAGGACGACGACAAGGCGGAGGAACAGGCUGAAAAAGAAAAAUGUCAACACUAUCGUUACGUAUACAACUGGAAGGUGGUCGAGUAACGAAGACCAUACAAUUCCAUCCCAAUACCACAGUAUUCGAUGCCUGCAAAAUAAUCCGAGAUAAAUUUGCUGAAGCUGUUCAGGGACAACCUAGCGAAUAUGGCCUUUUUAUCUCGGAUGAACAAAAUCAACAGGGUGUAUGGUUGGAAAAUGGCCGUACCUUAGGCUAUUACAUUCUUCACAAUCAGGAUACAUUGGAAUACAGACGCAAAUUGCGUACUCUGCGAGUUCGUAUGUUGGAUGGUGCUGUAAAAACAAUCUUGGUCGAUGACUCCCAGCCAGUCUCGCAACUAAUGGUUGUGAUUUGUACAAAAAUUGGUAUAACCAAUCAUGAGGAAUAUGGUCUGGUACGUGAGGAUACCGAAUCGCAAAAUGAAAAUUUGCCCGAUAACAAAUUUGGCACCUUGACUCUAAGGCGUAAAUUCACUGAAAAAGAUCGUGAUGCCAAAAUGGAGAGUUUACGCAAAAAACUAAAAACUGAUGACAUAAACUGGGUCGAUGUGGGCAAAACCUUGCGUGAACAAGGUAUAGAUGAAUCGGAAACGGUGUUGCUGCGUCGCCGUUUCUUCUUCUCCGAUCAAAACAUUGACUCCAGAGAUCCCGUACAAUUGAACUUAUUGUAUGUACAGGCUCGAGAUACUAUUUUGGAUGGCACACACCCGGUUACACAAGAAAAAGCUUGUGAAUUUGCUGGCAUACAGGUUCACAUACAAUUUGGACCACAUAACGAAGCUAAACAUAAACCUGGAUUUCUAGAUUUAAAGGACUUCUUACCCCAAUCUUAUGUUCGUGUAAAAAACAUCGAAAAGAAAGUCUUUGCCGAACACAAAAAACAUGUUGAUCUCUCGGAAAUUGAUGCCAAGGUCUUGUACACCAAAACCGCUCGUGAAUUGCCUACAUAUGGUGUAACCUUCUUUUUGGUUAAAGAAAAAAUGAGUGGUAAAAACAAGUUAGUUCCACGUUUGUUGGGUGUCACCAAGGACUCAGUAUUACGCUUGGAUGAACGUACCAAAGAAAUUUUGGUUUCUUGGCCCUUGACCACCGUUCGUCGUUGGGGUGCCUCACCCAAUACCUUUACGUUGGAUUUCGGUGAUUAUGCUAAUCAAUAUUAUUCAGUACAAACCACGGAGGCCGAACAAAUUGUCCAAUUGAUUGCCGGCUAUAUUGAUAUCAUCCUUAAGAAGAAACAAACUAAGGAUCAUUUCGGCAUUGAAGGAGACGAGGGAUCAACCAUGGUUGAAGAAUCUGUGGCACCUUCCAAAGCUACGUUUUUGCAACAUGAAACGAAUAAAAUUGGAAAGAUCACUACAGAUUCUUUUGCUCAUCAAGGCAUGAUGAGGGCGGACGACGGCGAAAAAUCAUACACCCAAGGCGAAUUACAAACUGUUCAAUACGGUGCCUUUGUUGGGCAAGUCAAUCAUGCCCAUCAACCUCCCACGUCUAAGGAAGUACGCAUUAGUUCUGUGAAUCUUACUGAACCCCAAAGAGCGUUGCUAGGUUAUAUAUCAGCUGGCCAAGAAGUUUUAUCGCGUGCCGACGAAGAGCUCAGAACAAAGGCUCAAAUUCAAGAAUUGGGCAAUGAUUUACGAUCCAUUGAAUGGCGUGAAAAUACUUUGGAUACCUCGAAACAAGCUGUCACUAGUCAUGUGGCCACCAUGAGCGCUGCCACUGCUCAGAUUAUUACCGCCACACAUACCGAUGAGGUUGAUACCGAGGCUAUUUCUGCUUCUGUGUCCCAAAUAGCCCAGACCAUACCACAAGUGACAAAGGAGGUUCGCUUGAUUGCCGCUCUCAUGGAAGAUGACAGUAGCGGUGACAAACUUUUGGAAGCCGCUCGCAAUUUAUGUAGCGUUUUCAGUGAUCUUUUGAAGGCCGCUGAACCUGAAAGCAAGGAACCACAACAAAAUCUAUUCAAUGCCGCCAGCCGUGUGGGUGAGGCUACUACCUAUGUCUUAAGCACCAUAGCCGAAGAGGAUGUUCCCGAAAAUAGAGAUUUACAAGAUAUGCUCUUGUCUUUGGCAAAGGCUGUUGCCAAUACUACGGCGGCUUUGGUUCUUCGGGCUAAGUCAAUUGCAGCCAGUUGUGAAGAUGUUGAAUCACGUAAUCGUGUCAUAGGAGCAGCCAGUCAGUGUGCUUUGGCCACCAGUCAAUUGGUUGCCUGUGCCAAGGUAGUUGCUCCCACUUUACACAAUGCCGCUUGUCGCGAACAACUGGAAGGGGCGGCACGUAAUGUUGCCAGAGCUGUCAAUAGUCUAUGCGAAGUAUGCCAUGAGACCACCAAUGAUCCCCAAUUGAAGAAUGACUUAUUGGCCGCGGCUCGUGAUGUCUCCAAGAGUCUUAGCGAUAUGUUAGAACACGUCAAAUUAAGUUCAAGAGAAUACGCUAAUCGCAGCAGCCAAGAAAUGAGCCCCGUUGAAAAUGUCAUCAUCAGCACUGACAUUUUGGUAUCUUCGCAUGAUCCCCAGGAAAUGGUGCGCCAUGCCAAAACAUUGGGUCAAGCUACGGCCCAACUUAUUCAGAGCAUUAAGGGUGAGGCGGAUCAACAGCAAGAUGCCGAUGUCCAAAGACGUCUUUUGUCUGCUGCCAAACAAUUGGCCGAUGCCACUGCUAAGCUUGUGGAAGCCGCCCGUUUAUGCGCAGUGCAUCCUCAUGAUACUGACAAUCAAAAUGCCUUAAGGAAAGCCGCCGAAGAGUUGCGGGAAAUAACCACCAGCACUGCCAAUACCCCAGCUAUUAAGCGUAACUUGAUACGUCGCUUGGAAUACUGCUCCAAACAGGCUGCCUCUGCUGCCACUCAAUGCAUAUCUGCGGCCCAAAAUGCCGUCCAGCAUAGCGAUGACCAUCAAACCAAAGAGUCGUUACUGCAAGACUGUAAGCGUGCUGCUGAUACUAUUCCUCGAUUGGUCACCGCUGUCAAAACCACACGCAGCAGUCCAGAUGACUAUAACGCCCAGUUUAAUUUGAUUGAAGCUGCCGAGCAAUUUAUUGAACCCGCUAUCCAGGUUUCGCGUUCUGCCCGUGCUCUACAGCCCACAGUUACCGAUAUCCCGGCUGCAACCCAACUAUCCAAGAGUGCCUUAUAUUUGGGUCAAACCGUCUCUGAAUUGAAUUCAGCAGCUUUGAGAGCCCGUGAAGCUUGUGGCGGCCAAGAGUUGCAGUCCGCCUUGGAAGCUGUUCGUAAUUUGCACAAUGUGCUCGAAGACACCCGCAAUGCUGCGCAAAGUGGUACCAUUCGCCCACUUCCCGGCGAGACAGUAGAGAAUACUGCCCAACAGUUGCGUGUUUCCACCAAGAAUGUUGGUAUUGCUUUAAGCCGUUUGAUUUCAUCCGUGUUGUCGGGACAACGCAUGUAUGCUGGUAUAGCGGGCAGAGAUACAGCUUUGGCUUUAGGUGAUUUCACUAAAAGCGUCCAUGGAGUGGCUGCCACUACCAACAAUGCAGCCGUUAUCGAUUGUGCCGAUGAAGUAGUGUUGAGUUCUGCCCGUCUCAUUGAAGAGGCCCAGAAAACUUUGCAAAAUAUGGGUGAUCACACUGCCUUGACUCAAGCAGGACGUGAGGUUACUGAAGCCUUGUCCAAAACUGUCGACUGUAUUCCUGGCCAACGGGAGGUCGAUCAAGCUUUACGCAAUGUGAGCGAGUUGAGUGAAAUUCUUUCAAUGAGCGAAUUCCCACCAUCCAACCGUAGCUACACAACUUUACAAAGCGAACUGAAGCAGGUGUCAGAAAGCCUAAGUGCAGCUGGUGGUCAAAUCGUCCAGGCUUAUAAUAGUCCCGCCAAAUUGGCCGAAACCAGCAACAAUUUUGCUGCCAAUUACAGAGAUUUGCUCUCGGUGUCAAUGGAAAUGGCUGGACAAAAUCCCGAGGAAGUUGUGCGCUCCGAAAUGAUUGAUUGCCUGCGUAAUGUUUCAACCCAAUCUUGUUCUCUGCUCUCUACGGCCAAAUCAAUUGCCGGCGAUCCUGGCCAACCCAAUGCCAAGAACCUUUUGCAUGCUGCUGCUCGCAGUGUUACCGAAAGCAUUAAUAAAUUGGUCGAUGCCAGCAUACAAUCCGCUCCUGGACAAAAGGAAUGUGAUAAUGCCACUCGCAACAUCGAGGCCUUGAGGGUAAUGUUGGACUAUCCCCACGAGCCUGUUAACGAUCAGGGCUAUUUCGAUUGUGUGGAAGCUGCCACAGGCAAGUCUCGCAAUUUGGGCUAUGCCUUCUCCGAAAUGAUCAACAAUGCGAAACAAUCCAAUCACGCUGAAUUUGCCAAGUCAGUGAAUAGUGUUUCGGAAUCCAUACGCGGUCUGAUAGAAUCAUCGGCUCAGGCCGCCUAUUUAAUCGGCGUCUCCCAUCCCAGCAGCACCGCUGGACGUCCCGGAAUUAUUGACCAGGCCCAGUUGACAUGGGCCUACCAAGGUAUUCGCCAACAUUGCGACGUCGUUAGCAGCCCUCAAUCAACUAAGCAACAGAAGAUUUCUGCCCUGACUGUAAUUGCCAAGCACACCAGCUACUUGUGCUCCAUAUGCCGUCAAGCCAGCAUGAACACCAAUAAUCCUUCGGCCAAAAAUGAAUUUAUUGUAUUGGCCAAACAAGUUGCCACUGCCACUUCCAAUUUGGUACAAGAAAUAAAAGCCAUCGAAGAUGACCCCUCGCAGCCUUCCGGUGCUCGCCUGGUGGAACCUUUGUUAGAAUCCGUAAAGGCUGUGCGUCAAUAUGCCUCUAGUCCUGAUUUUAUAUCGGUUCCAGCUAAAAUUUCCGCCGAGGGAAGAAAGGCCCAAGAUCCUGUAUUGAAUGCUGGUAAAGGCGUAAUAGAUGGUGUAAUUGAAAUGGUACAAGCUGCCAAGUCUUUGGCUCUUUCGCCCAAUGAUCCACCAGUAUGGCAGAAACUAUCCAAUGCCUCGACUCCGGUUUCGGAAUCUGUAAAACGUUUGGUUGAUAAUAUCAGAGAAAAGGCGCCUGGCCAGGCCCAAUGCGAUCAAGUUUUGCAAACUUUGGGCACCUGUAUGCGUGAGUUGGACACUUGUGCCAUGGCUGUAAAUGCCCAGGGCCUUUCCCAAAGACGAGAUAAUAAUUUGCACGGUUUUUCGGGUCAGACGUUAAAUUCUGCUGCCGAACUUUUGGACAAACUGGAACCAAUCCGUUUGGCUGGCAAAAACAAUGCUGAACAAUUGGGUCAUGCUGUGGGAGAAAUUUCACGAUAUGUUGUGCCCAUGGUGAAUGGUGGUAUUGGAGCAUGCACCCACAUUGUCCACAGCAAUCAGCAGAUGAGUUUGAUCAAUCAGACUAAAUCGGUGGUAGAAAGUGCCCAACAAUUGGUACAAGCCGCAAAGGAAUCUGCUGGAAAUCCUCGUGCCACACAUGCCCAUCCCAAAUUAGACGAAGCCAUAGAAAAUACAAGAGAAGCUAUACAAGAAUUAACCCAAACUGUGGAGAAAAUCAAUGCAGAGACCGGAGUUGUGACUGGCCUCAUGGAGCAGGUGAACCGUGCCAUAACCCGUCUCACCGAUAAACGUCAAUCGUUGUUGAAUGCCUCAUAUUCGGAUUCAUUUGUGGAUUACCAAACACGCAUGGUACAAACAGCCAAGGAAAUUGCCCGCCUGGCCAAUGAGACAAAUGCCAAAUCCGCCAUUGAACCCCAGCUUAUGCCACAAAUGGCCAUGGAAAUGGCCAAACAAUAUACGCAACUAACUCAGGAUUCGGUGGGGGCUUCAACCACCACUACUUCACCCGAUGUUGCAAUGCGUAUACGCACCACUGUCAUUGAUUUGGGACGCUCUGUGGGCUCUAUGAUUAAAUCGAGUGCUGGUGGCGCUCGUCCAGGUGAUGCCGUGCAUCAAAAUGAGAUUGCCCGCAAUGCGCGUGAGGUGUGCGAAAAGGUUGCCCAAAUAUUGGCUGCCUUGCAAGCUGGUUCUCGUGGCACACAGGCAUGCAUCAAUGCUGCUCACACAAUUUCGGGCAUUAUUGGCGAUUUGGAUACCACAAUUAUGUUUGCCACAGCUGGUACUUUGCAUUCGGAUCGUGAUAGUAGUUUUGCCGAUCACCGCGAGCAUAUAUUGCAAACGGCCAAAGCUUUGGUAGAGGAUACCAAGGUGCUGGUGACAGGAGCUGCGGGAACACAAGAUCAAUUGGCCAAUGCAGCACAGAACGCUGUAACAACGAUAGUGCAAUUGGCGGAAGCUGUUAAAUUGGGUGCCUGUUCUUUGGGCUCAUCCCAACCCGAUUCCCAGGUUAUGGUUAUCAAUGCCGUUAAGGAUGUAGCCUCGGCUUUGGGCGAUCUUAUUAAUGCUACCAAGUUGGCCUCUGGCAAACCCAUAAACGAUCCCUCCAUGCAAGAUUUGAAAGAAAGCGCUAGGACGCUUAAAGAAUUGUGCAAAAAAACUGCAGCUAUCGAAACUAACCACAUAAGUCAGCAAUCAUCAGACAAUGGAUAUUGAGCGCUGUUUCUCAUCUUCUGUCCUAUUUUAUAUAUUUCUCCUUUCUCCAUUUGUAUGGUCUAUAUAUAUAUGUUUGUGUGUUUUCCAGCGCCAUUGUUAUCGAGCAUUUAAUAGUGUUAUAUAUGAGAAAAUAUUAAAAAAAAAAUUCUUAAAAAUUUUAGAUGUGUCAAGUGGGGGUGUAGUUGAUUUUAGAGCGUUAUGGCAGUAAAUGUUUUAAAUUCAAAUCUUAAAAUCGUACAUCGUGAGGUUAACGGGCAAGCACCUAAACCAAAGCUUAAGCACAGCUGCAAGGAGCUAGUUUUAUAGCCAAAUCCCCAUCUUUUAUCGUUCCCUUAUUCAUCCAAAUCGUUUUUCGUUUAACUGGCUUUGAUAUAUGUACAUUAGCCCACAAAACUCGUUCGUCAAAUUUAUGCAGCAUUUGUGUUAAUAUUUUUCUUACAAAAACACAUCCCAAAAAACUAAAACUAGAAAACAACUAUUGAGCGAUUAAAUUGAAAAUAAUACCAAACUAAUAGGAAUGGCGGUUGUUUAUUUUCAUACUUUUUAUCUGAAAGGUAGCUGCCAGAAAAAUUUAAUUGUGCUUAUUGAACACAGCCCAAUUAUGGUCAAACAAAACAAAUCAAGAUGUUAGAUGCGAACUAUUGUAUAAAAUAUACAAAUUGCAAGGUAGUUUAGAUUUAAGUGACAGUCUGCCAUCAGACUCACUUAGACGUUUUCAUCCAUUGUGAUACCACAGGAACAGAAGAAGGAAGAUGCCUUCUAGUUUCUACCGUUGAACCAUCCAGAUCGCUUUAAAAAACCCAGUAACUUGUGAAUGUUCACAUCCGCUAAAUCAGACAGGUUCUCUAAGAAAUGACAACCUAAAGUGGAACUCCUUCUAACUGCAAGUGCGGUUAGAAGGAGUUCUUCUUCGUCGAUGUCACUACAGCUUCUGCAAAUCUCGUUGCUGGCAACCUUCAGUCUGUCAGCAUGUUUUCCGAUUAGACAGUGACCUGUCAUGACUAAUACAAUGAUUGAGACGUCGGUUCUAGCCAAUGACAGCAAAGGAGUAGAACUCUUCAAGUCUAGAUGAGGCCACAUAGUUUUGAAAUGCUCAAAGCCCCCUCUUUGUGACCAUCUAUCAUUCGGGCCUGGUCCUGAAAACUUAGCUUACAUGUCGCUAGAGGCAUACCAACAGAUUCCAGUGUCCCUGUGUCCAAUUGCAAUUGUAAUGUUUACAAUAACAAUGGGAUAUCUCUGUGGCCCGACACCUAGAACAGAUGAAUUUUGAACUAUUCAGCCAUCUCGUUGAGAGAUCUGCGACAGUCGAGGGCGAGAAGAUAUUUAUGCCAAUCGUCGUAAUGACAUUAUAUCUUAGCCAUUCCACCACUUCCUUAAUUGCAAGGAUCUCCGCUUGAUACACACGGCAGUGAUCGGGUAACCUCUUCGAUAUGAGCAGUUCUAGAUCUUUAGAGUACACCCCAAAGCCCUUUUGGUCGUUUAGUUUGGAACCAUCCGAAUAGAAGUCUAUGUAACUUCUGCUACCAGGGAUAUCGUAGUUCCAAUCGGUUCUAAGAGGGAUAGUGUUACAGUAUCCACACUGCUUGGAACAUCGGAUAUUGUUUCAAGUAUAACACAUGGUCCGUGGGCGCCACAUGACCAAUGAGAAAGCUCCCUUAACCUCACGGCAGUGAUCGCUGCAAUUUGGGUAGCCACAAUGUCAUAAGAUGUAGCAUUAAAUUCAGUGCAUCAGAUGGUGUCAUCCUCAGUGCGGCUGUGAUGCACAAACAAGCCAUCCUUUGGAUCCGGUUAAAUAUUGAGCAAUAGGUGGAUUUUGAAGCACCGUCCACCAGACCACAACACCAUAUAGCAUAAUAGGUCUGACAACUGCAGUAUAUACCCAAUGCAUGACACGCGGUCUAAAUCCCCCACUUUUGCCAAUGGCUCUCUUGCAGGUGUAUAGGGCAAGAUUGGUCUUUCUUGCCCUUUCCAAAAUGUUGGAUUUAAAUUUCCUGUCCAGCAAAACACCCAUGUAGUUUGCCCGUUCUGUAAAUGGAACGUUCUCUCCACCCAAGGAGACAGUUUCCACUGUAGGCAACUUGUAUCUCCUGCUGAAAAGAACUACGUCUGUCUUGCACGGAUUUAUACCCAGACCACUGUCGGUAGCCCACUUUGCUGUUGCACGUUAAGCUUCCUGAAGUAUAUCUCUUGCAAGGUAUAUUACAAGAGAAAAUAAACGACAAACAAUUAUUCCUCAUAUAUGUUGUUGGAAGUUUCUAAAUAAAUCUCAAAAUUCGUUCAUAAGUGUGAAGAACCUUGUACAUGUAAACUCAUAUGCUAACUAAACACAUCUCUGAGAAAUAAGACUUACGGAACACAUCCACAUAACUAAGAAUCAUUCAAUAUUGAAAUUUUUUAUAAAAAAAAAAAUUUUGACUGCUAAAAAGAAUUUUUAACACCACUAUGAGAAAAUAGAUGCAUACAAUUAAAAGGAUUAGAAAUUGAAAAAAUAUUUUAUUUUUAAAAGAAUCUCACACAACAGACUACAGUUCCAGGAUGGUUUGGCUCUCGUAGCAAGGGAUUCAUAUUAACACAACUAUGAGAAAUUAGACUUACUUGGAUAAAAUGUUAGAAAUUGAAAAAUAUUUUCAUUUUAUUGUAGCGCAGAGUCAAUUAUAAAGGGAAUGGGCUAAGGCACCUGAUAUUCCGAAGGUGGUAUUUUUCAGGUGACAGUAUUUUAGUACGAUAGAUUUCUCUAAAAAUGCAUUUGUAAUUAAAACAUAAACGCCAUAACGUCUAGAACCAGUGACAUAUAUCCUCAACUUUAUAUGAAUUGAAAAUAGUCUUGUUCCAGCCGAUGUGUAUAAGCGUAGUCUAUAGCAAAUACAUAUAUAUUGUUAUGCUUAUCAUAUGUAUUUUGUGUCAAUGUUUAGACUAGUCAUCAUACUAUAUAAAUUUAAAUAUUUCAAAUUUGAAAAAAAAACAGUAAAU
This is a messenger RNA of Stomoxys calcitrans (stable fly), 10451 nucleotides long. It is a transcript of the gene rhea, whose product is annotated as talin-2. Gene Ontology annotation, cellular component: focal adhesion; ruffle; cytoskeleton. NCBI's taxonomy places the organism in Eukaryota, Metazoa, Arthropoda, Insecta, Diptera, Muscidae. The record is from RefSeq and is a predicted model, not a curated record. Gene Ontology annotation, molecular function: structural constituent of cytoskeleton; integrin binding; actin filament binding. Gene Ontology annotation, biological process: cell-cell adhesion. The transcript has 13 exons. Bases 1020 to 7481 code for a protein of 2153 amino acids.